Molecule: messenger RNA, 888 nt
Organism: Striga asiatica
Lineage: Eukaryota; Viridiplantae; Streptophyta; Magnoliopsida; Lamiales; Orobanchaceae
Source: the annotation of a GenBank genome assembly
AUGGAUUUGAGGGAGGAAGAGCUUGACAUGAUGAUCAACUGGGACGUUAGCUCGUUGGAACUAUUCGAACAACCUCAUGAAACGGCGAUGAACAACUCGGACUCUACCUCUUCCGGACAAUCAGGGUUUCAACAUCACGAACCCACUGCAAUCCAAACGCCUCCACUUCAAACGGUACCUUCUCGUGUUUUGACGGAUGCCGAAUUUGAACCUCAAAUCCAAAUUCCUUCACUUGAAACGGGAACAUCUCGUGCUUCAGCAGCAGCCAGCUUGACCAACUUAUCGGGACCAAUCGAGCCCACAGCCACAGGGUCUCAACUGAUGGGAAUGGCUGACUCAAGCUUUAGCUCAAUUGGACGAUUGGAACUGCCUGGAGCAAUUGUGGUACGGAUGCCUCGAAUAAAUACAAGACACGUACUGACGGAGGCCGACUUCGCAGGCUUAAAUGUCUCAGAGUCUCAACUUAUGGGAAUGGCUGACUCGAGCUUUAGCUCAAUUGGACGAUUGGAUGGAGCAAUUGUGGUACGGAUGCCUCGAAUACAUACAAGACACGUACUGACGGAGGCCGACUUCGCAGGCUUAAAUGUCUCACCAAUACUCAGCUUAGGCUCCCGCUUACGACGUCGCCGACAUGACGGCCUGCAAGAGGAUAGAAUUUCGAAAUACCUCAAGAUCAUUACGAAUAAUAAUAUCGUUGAUGAAAAAACGGUGUGUGCUAUUUGUCUAGACAAUUUUUGUGGAAAGGAUAUGCAGGUUGCAAUAGUGGAUGGGUGUGGGCAUAAGUUUCACGCUUGCUGUCUCAAGAGGUGGCUCCGAAGGAAAAACAUUUGUCCUCUCUGUAGAAGGAUUGCCAUUAACGUGCCAGAAGAUUUUUUAUGUUUUGUUUAA